Messenger RNA from Penicillium oxalicum, 3408 nucleotides. Its product is annotated as SacI domain and endonuclease/exonuclease/phosphatase family protein. Gene Ontology annotation, molecular function: phosphatidylinositol-3,5-bisphosphate 5-phosphatase activity; phosphatidylinositol-4,5-bisphosphate 5-phosphatase activity. The coding region runs from base 1 to 3408 and encodes 1135 amino acids. Gene Ontology annotation, cellular component: membrane; cytoplasm. NCBI's taxonomy places the organism in Eukaryota, Fungi, Ascomycota, Eurotiomycetes, Eurotiales, Aspergillaceae. The record is from RefSeq and is a predicted model, not a curated record. The transcript has 7 exons. Gene Ontology annotation, biological process: phosphatidylinositol dephosphorylation.
AUGUUCAACUUUCGCGUUCUCCGUCGAGAGCAGCCGAAUCGGUCAAUUGCUUUACAGGGAUCUGAUCAUGUCUUGAUCUUUCACCAUAAUGCGGCUGAUGAGAGGUCCAAGACUGCCCCACGUUGUCAGGUUGAAUUCUCCGAAAUAGCUUCGGUCGACCUCAAGGGGUUCCGGCCGUUGGGGGCUGGGUAUGGCACUCUAGGCCUUGUCACACUCAAUGAGGAUGUUUUUGUUUGCGUGAUUACUGGCGCCUCGCAGGCGGCGAAUGUACGCCCGGGUGAAUCUGUGGCCAAAAUCGACAAUGUAGACUUUUUUUGCCUGAAUAGAUCCGAAUAUGAGUUGGGUCAAGACUACGAGAGCAGCUCCCAGUUUGCCGUCGACGAACGGCCAGGUGCAGACGGUAGAGAAGUGGUGACCGAUCACCCUUUUUUGGCCUUGAAGAAGCUUUUGGGGGAUGGCAGCUUCUACUACAGUCUUGACUUUAACCUGACGGAUCGCUUACAAGAUCGUUCGGACAAAAUGGCUGCAUUUGACAUUGAUUCCUUGGACGAGGAUAUGCUGUGGAACUCUUACAUGAUCCAUCCUCUUCUGUUGUUCCGAAGUAACCUGCCUCCGGUCGAGAAGGAGAAGCUUGAUAGUUCUCAAUUUCUGACAUGCGUUAUAAGAGGGUUUGCCAGCACACUCAAAAUUCCAGCGACAGUUUCAAUUCUGCCCCGGGUGCGGACGAAUCUACCAGCGCUCCUCACCAUCAUUUCCAGACAAUCAUCUCGUCGUGCUGGCACACGGUUCAAUUCGCGAGGCAUAGAUGAUGAUGGUAAUGUUGCUAAUUAUGUGGAGACUGAGGUGAUCCUUUGGCUGUCUCCCGGAAUUUGCUUCUCAUACGUGCAAAUACGUGGCUCAGUACCGAUAUUUUGGGAGCAGACCCCAGGUCUGAUUCCUGGCCAGCAAAAGAUUGAAGUGACUCGCUCGUUUGAAGCAACUCAACACGCCUUCAAUCAACAUUUUGAAAAUCUCGAGUUAGAGUACGGAGCGGUCCAUGUUGUGAAUCUCCUCAGCGAACUCAAAUCCGGUGAAGCAGAUCUCUCGGCCAAGUAUCGCGAACACAUUGCUCGAAGUUCACUCAGGCAGAAGGAAGCACGGGCACGAUCAGACCCUCACAGUCUGCUUCGAAUGACGGACUAUGAUUUCCACGCGGAAACUCGGGGCCCGGCCGGGUAUGAAGCCAGCCACUCAAUCAAGUACGACCUGGCCGACUCUUUAGACGGAUUUGCGUAUUUCCUCUCAGAUGACAGCUCCCGCUCGGUUGCGUCUGCAACGGACAGAGAGGGUGCCGCUAGCACCUCUUCUAUUCUGCUUCAGCAAGAAGGCGUCUUUCGAACAAAUUGUCUCGAUUGUUUGGAUCGUACCAAUCUUGUUCAAACCAUCAUUAGCUCAAUGGCGUUGGGUGCGUUUCUUUCCCAGCAAGGUGCGAGGCUGAGCUCUGAUCUUCAAAUGCGCCACUCCACCUUGUGGGCCGAUAAUGGAGACGCCCUGUCGAAGAUCUACGCUGGAACUGGAGCUCUCAAGUCUUCUUUUACCCGUCACGGGAAAAUGUCUCUUGCCGGGGCUCUAGCAGAUGCCCGGAAAAGUGCCACCAGACUCUACGUCAAUAAUUUCACGGAUAAAGCCCGCCAAAAGACGAUUGAUCUUUUGCUAGGAAGACUGACAAAUCAAGUCCCCGUGCACCUGUACGAUCCGAUGAAUGAGCUUGUGAGCGAAGACCUUGGUCGACGCGCAGAUGAAUACUCCACCACCAAGCAGAUACGUAUUUGGGUCGGCACCUUCAAUGUGAAUGGCCGUGAUGAAGGCCCCGGAGCCGAUCUUUCAUCAUGGCUAUUCCCCAAGGGGGAUGAAUCUCAAGAAGAUCCCACGAUCUUCGCUGUGGGGUUUCAAGAGAUCGUCACUCUCAGUCCCCAGCAGAUCAUGUCGACUAAUCCUAGCAAUCGAAAGGGCUGGGAACAAGCUGUUCAAAAUUGUCUGGAUGAGCAUACGCAACGAAAAGGAACGGGCAAGUAUGUGUUGCUGCGAAGUGGACAGCUCGUGGGCGCUGCUCUAAUGAUCUAUGUCAAGGCGAAUGCGCUGAAAGCUAUCAAAGACGUCGAGGGCGCUGUCAAGAAGACUGGACUUUCCGGGAUUGCCGGAAACAAAGGGGGCUGUGCGAUUCGGUUCGACUUUUCGGAUACCAGCAUAUGUUUUGUGACUGCUCACUUAGCUGCUGGGUUUGGCAAUGACGACGAAAGAGAUCGAGACUAUGAGACCAUUGAUCGUGGCCUUCGAUUCCAGAAGAGUCGAUCUAUCGCCGAUCAUGACUGUACCAUCUGGCUCGGCGAUUUCAACUACCGAAUUGGGUUGGGAAACUCCGCGGUACGAGAGUUGAUCUUACACCAAGAUCUUCAAAAACUUUACGAUAAUGACCAGUUGAAUCUGCACAUGCUGGCGGGAAGAGUCUUCCAGUACUAUUCCGAGGGUCUCAUCACAUUCCCACCGACCUACAAGUAUGAUGUAGGAACAGACCGCUAUGACACCUCUGAUAAAGCCCGCAUUCCAGCAUGGUGUGACCGAAUCCUCUGGCGAGGCGACGGUCUACGACAAACACAGUAUCACACCGCUGACCUCAGAUGCUCCGACCACCGACCCGUCUUUGCCAAAUUCGACUGCAAGAUCGAUGUUGUAGACUUGAACAGAAAGGACAGUCUCCGCCGCGAGCUCUACAAAGAACGGCAGCGCGAGGCUCUCCCCGAUCCUGCUGAUUUGUUAGACUUUGACGAAGAGGAUAAUUACACCCAGGGCCCUAUCGCCCCGGGAUUACCCCCUGCGAGUUCUGAUCGGAAUCGAUGGUGGCUUGAUAACAGCGCGCCCGCAAAAGCCGAAAUACAGCCCCCAAAGGCAGGCUACGUCCCCAAUCCUCUUCGCAAGUCGAAUCCUUUCUCCAUGGACAGUGAGCCAGAUUGGGUACCCAAGGCCAGAGUUCCAACGAAAGCACCUGAUCUGCCCGAAAGAAAGCCCGUUCCACCCCCACGGCGGAGAACAGCCGGUCUAUCGAGAGAGACUAGUGUCUCCUCUGUGUCCAUGUCUUCAAGAAUGGAGAGAUUGACUUUGGAAAAGACUCCACCGGCGGUGCCGCGGAAACCGAUCUCGUUGAGCUCUCAAGCCACUGGUGGUCGAUUUACUUCUCCUUCAGCGUCGGGCCUGGCGCGAAGUUCGACAUUGCCGAGGGAUUUUGGAUCGGCAAAUACAGCGCGGUCUGCUGCCGCCGGCGGUAAUGCGGUUCCAGGGUCUCAGUUGUCUCAUGUUCAACGCUCGGGUGAUCUGUUGGGCGAUGCUUCGGGGGAUACAAUUGAGUGGAAGCCGCUUCUUCCUCAGCGAUGA